Humulus lupulus (European hop) is the source of this 636-nucleotide messenger RNA. RefSeq lists its product as uncharacterized. Bases 1 to 636 code for a protein of 211 amino acids. The record is from RefSeq and is a predicted model, not a curated record. Gene Ontology annotation, biological process: proteolysis. Lineage: Eukaryota; Viridiplantae; Streptophyta; Magnoliopsida; Rosales; Cannabaceae. The transcript has a single exon. Gene Ontology annotation, molecular function: aspartic-type endopeptidase activity; zinc ion binding; nucleic acid binding.
AUGGCUCUUACUGCUGAGAGGAGCGAGGAAAGAAUCUGGAAAGAGAAUGCCGCCAAAAGAGAUGCAAAGAAGGGUGGGGCAACCACUUCGAAUGAUCACAAAAAGAGAGGGCAAGAACAGUCUGGACAGUCGGGACAUGAAAAACGGCCCAAGCCUAGUAAUGAAACAUGUUCAAAUGGGGGUAGAAACAUUCCUGAAUGCCCUAAAUGCACUAAGCACCACUUUGGGGAAUGUCGGGCCAAAUCAUGCUAUAAAUGUAGAAAAGAAGGGCAUAUCAAGCGCAAAUGUCCAUCAUGGAAUCAGGCUGGAAACAAAGAGGAGCAAAAGAAGGAUGAUAAAUAUGUUCCGGCCAGAGUCUUUGCGAUCACUCAGGCAGAAGCUGAUGCUAGCCCUUCAAUCGUAUCAGGUCUGAUUCCUAUGGCCAAUACUACAUGUAAAGUUUUAUUUGAUUCAGGUGCAUCUCAUUCAUUUAUUUCUAGUAGCCUUGUAAAUCAUGUAAAUGUACUUAUAGAAUUGUUUAAUGUGGGUUUUGGGACUAUUCUACCAUCUGGGGAGGUUGAAAAAUCUAAAAAUUGGUUUAGAGUUGUACCAUUAUGGAUAGAUGGUAGGGAACUGUUUGUAGACCUAAUUGUGUAA